CUUUGUGUUCUUCUUUAUCCAUCUGUGAGUCUUUGAGAUGCCAAAGCUAUGUCGGAUCCUCCGACGACAUCAUCGGAGCCGCCGCACCAGCACCAGCACCAGCAUCAGCACCACCAGCAACUCCUACAUUUGCCCCUAAUCCACGGCGGCGCCACCACCUCCACCACCAGAUCAAUCAAUGCCGCCGCCCGUGAGUACCGCAAGGGCAACUGGACUCUCCAGGAGACCAUGAUUUUAAUAGCCGCGAAGAAGCUUGACGACGAGCGGCGGAGCAAGGCGAACCUAGCGCCACCGGACCCGGCGGCGCGUAAGGGCGGGGAGCUCCGGUGGAAGUGGGUGGAGAACUACUGCUGGAGCCAAGGUUGCCACCGGAGCCAGAACCAGUGCAACGACAAGUGGGACAAUCUCCUCCGCGACUACAAAAAAGUCCGCGAGUACGACUCCCGCGCGUGCGCCUCCGCCUCCGAACAACCCUCCCCCUCCCCCUCCUACUGGAAAAUGGAGAAGCACGAGCGAAAAGACAAUAAUCUCCCUUCCAACAUGCCCUUCGAAGUCUACCAAGCGCUCAACGACGUCGUUCAGAGGAAGUACUCCAACUCCCACAGAUCAGGCGCCACCGCCGCCGCCGUUCUCCCGUCUCCGUCCUCCGCCCCGCCGCCGCCUCUCCCGCCGACAACCACUUCUCCGGCUGCCUCAGAAUCAUCAUCUGGGACGGAGUCGAGCGAGAAGAGAGAGAGCAUGGAAACGAAGAGGAGAAAAAUGGGAGACAUAGGGUCAAGCAUAGAGAGGAGCGCCUCGGCGCUGGCUCAAGCGCUGCGGAGCUGCGAGGAGCAGAGGGAGAUUCGACACCAACAGCUAAUGGAGCUUCAAAAACGGAGGCUUCACAUUGAAGAAACCCGCAACCACCUCCACCGCCAAGGAAUCGCGGAUCUCGUCGCCGCCGUCGCCAACCUCUCCGGGAAAAACAAUAGAAGUAGCAGAUCAUCAGAAGGGUAUGGAUCAUCAUCAUGUUUAUACAGUGGAGAAGAGGUGAGGGUUUUGAAAGAGCAAAAUGAGGCAAUGCAAGCUGAGCUGAUGGGUGUCAAGUCUGAGCUCUCCCAACUUAGGGACCAAAUGCCCUCUCUCAUGCAGACCAUGAUGCACAAUAUGAUCCACAACAUCCCUCCUCCUCCCAAUCCUCAUUCUUCCAUGGACCCAACUGGAUCAGGUGGAGAUGCUUAGAUUGAUAAUUGGUUAUUUAAUUUACAAAAUUAGUACAAUUGAUUAUUGUUUUCAUGUG
Molecule: messenger RNA, 1279 nt
Organism: Momordica charantia (bitter melon)
Lineage: Eukaryota; Viridiplantae; Streptophyta; Magnoliopsida; Cucurbitales; Cucurbitaceae
Source: RefSeq, a predicted model, not a curated record